AUGGUGAGGGAGAGGAAGCGGCAGCGGCGGGUGAUGGAGAGUGUGGCACGUGCGCUGAUUGUGCUCAGGGGCAAGGCUAAGAAGGGGCAGGAGCACGUACCCGGUGGCAGACAGUGUGCAAGGCGGUGCAGGACGUGCAAGCGCUGCCCUCCCUCCCAAAAGAUUUACCCGGUGGCAGACAGUGUUGUGAAGGCAGUGCAGGACGUGCAGGCGCUGCCCUUUCUCACGAACGCCUACUCCCUACCCCCUUCCUACUCCCUCGUUCACCCACCAGACCCGGUGGCAGACAGUGUGGUGAAGGCGGUGCAGGACGUGCAGGCGCUCCCCACUCUCAUGGACGCGCAGCACGUGGCGGCCGUCGACGCCUUCCUGCAGCGCCCCCUCGCCGCCCACGCCUUCCAGGCCAUGCGCCCCGCCCUGCAGACCCUCUUUGCUUUGCGCGCUCACGCCCUGUCCGUUGACCAGCAGCUGGCCGGGAUUCAGGCCGCUGCUGCUGCUGGGGGGGAUGGGGCCCUCACAGACCAGCUCCUCGCCCCGCUGCAGGGAGCUGCUGGAGUGGGGGGGGUGGGAGUAGCAGGGUUGGGAAUAGCAGGGGUGGGAACAGGAGGGGUGGGAACAGGAGGGGUGGGAACAGGAGGGGUGGGAACAGGAGGGGUGGGAACAGGAGGGGUGGGAACAGGAGGGGUGGGAAUAGGAGGGGUGGGAAUAGGAGGGGUGGGAACAGGAGGGGUGGGAAAAGGAGGGGUGGGAACAGGAGGGAUGGGAACAGGAGGGAUGGGAUUAGCAGGGGUGGGAACAGGAGGGGUGGGAACAGGAGGGGUGGGAACAGGAGGGGUGGGAACAGGAGGGUGGGAACAGGAGGGGUGGGAACAGGGAGGGGGUUUGGGGACGGUGGGGCAAAUGGGAGCAGUGGGAGGUGGGAGUGUGGGUAUAGGAAUGGCAGCAGCAGCAGUAGCAGCGGCCUCAGCAGGAGGAGCGAGGGGUCUACAGGGUGUAGGCGGGGUGGGAGGAGGAAGAGGGGUGGGAGGGGGAGGAGGGGUAGGAGGGGAAGAGGGAGUAGGAGGAGCAGCUGGGGCUGCAGGAGCAGGUGGGUUGGGUGGCACAAGUGCGUUGGGCGGCACAGGUGGGUUGGGUGCCCCAGGUGGGAUGGGCGGCACACAAGGGGCGGGCGGCAUGGCAGGGCUGCAGCUGCUGGGGCAUCGCGUGCAGGAGUUUCUGCGACAGAACCUGGGAGCAGUCAACGCCAGUCAAGGGGCGGUGGUCAAUGGAAUUCAAUGCGAGUGCCCUGAGUGUGUGGCUGCUAGAAUGCGUCAAGGCACAGUCAACGCAAGUCAACAGAUGGCCAGCACAGGUCAACAGGCAGUCAAUGCUGGUCAAGGGGCAGUCAAUGCAGGUCAAGGGGCAGUCAAUGCAAGUCAAGGAUGGGUGGCUGUGGUGGUCAAUGAGAAUCAAUGCGAGUGCCCUGAGUGUGUGGCUGCUAAACUGGCGGCCAGUAUACGUCAAAGAGCUGUCAAUGGGAGUCAACCAGUGGUCAACGCGGGUCAAGCAGCAGUCAACGCGAGUCAACCAAUGGUCAAUGCGGAUCCGAGGAGGGGAGUGGCAGCGAAUCAGGCGGAGACAGCUGUCGGCCAAUCAGAAUUAGGUGCAGGUCGUGUGGGGACGACUGCUGUGCUACAGACAAGAAAUGCUGGUCAAGCAUCAGUCAACGCUGGUCAACCAUCAGUCAACGCUGGUCAAGAAACAAGAAUUGCCAAUCAAGGAGCAGUCAAUGCAGGUCAAGGGGCGGUCAAUGCAGGUCAAGGUGGGGGGUUGAGUAGUGAGGAAGAGUUGCUUUCAGGUGAGAAUCUGUGUGCUGGAUGGGACACGAGUGAGGGCCAGGAGUUGAGUGAGGGGGAGGAGUUGAGUGAGGGAAGGGGAAUUGUGUGUGUGAGGGACAAUGGAGCUAUUGCAUUUGAAGGGGGGGCACUUGAGUAUGAGGGAUGGUGGCACGUCUGA
This is a messenger RNA of Closterium sp. Naga37s-1, 1995 nucleotides long. The record is from the annotation of a GenBank genome assembly. NCBI's taxonomy places the organism in Eukaryota, Viridiplantae, Streptophyta, Zygnematophyceae, Desmidiales, Closteriaceae.